GAGGAGAAGAAAUUACUGUCAGUGCAGGGCAACCUGCCGCCUGACAUCCGUGAUCGCCAAUUUGCUUCCCCGGAUCAGGAUUCUGACCUGCCUAGAUGUUACGUUUUUGAACAACUUCCUGGUCAGGCUGUCUUUGUCCCCUCCGGCUGGUAUCACGAGGUCCUGAAUUUGACUGACUGCGUCUCGAUCAACCACAACUGGAUCAACGGCUGUAACGUGAACCUUGUUUGGAACCAUCUGCGGCACCAGCUGGACGAAGUCAAAAUCUCCACUGCUGACGUCAAGUCGACACCAGGGUGGGCGGAGGCCUGUCAGGUAAGGCGCUCAAAGUCUGUUUUCCCAUUUGAGUGUAUCAGUAUCCGUUUAUUGAGCGAAAGAUAA
This is a messenger RNA of Dibothriocephalus latus, 381 nucleotides long. The record is from the annotation of a GenBank genome assembly. Lineage: Eukaryota; Metazoa; Platyhelminthes; Cestoda; Diphyllobothriidea; Diphyllobothriidae.